AUGGAAAGCAUCACAAUUCAAGUUUUUCCUUAAUUAUUGUGGUAUCGUCGUGUUACAAGAUUUCUUACCGAAACCUUUACGUUGUCAUUUCUCAUUAUUUGUCUUUGCUAGCAGAAUUUUAAACAGUAAGGAAUUCGUUAAGGAUUUGAGUGAAUAUGCUGGAUCUCUGCUAAAAAUUUGUUUCGAGACGUUACCUGAUGUUUAUAAUGAUGAAGGGGCUCAAGUUCUCAGUUGGCAUAGUAUCAUCCACGUUGCUAAUGAUGCCCAAUACUUUAAAAUUCCUCUGAAUGAGCUCUCAGCGUUUUGGGGAGAGAGUUACAUUGGUUUAUUUAAAAAACUCGUUCAUUCUUCGAUAAAACCACUCACACAAAUUAUCAACAGACUAACUGAGAUGGAGUCUGGAGGAACCAUGGUAAUUAAUCAGAAACACAUACUGAGUGAUUGGGUUAUCGCGAGAAAGCCUACAACGAUGAUAAUUGAUGGGGAAAUUCAUUUAACAUCAAAUAUGAUCAACAUCAAUGGUCUAACCUUGACGACAAGUCAUCCAAAUAACGUGGUACUCCUAGAUAUUGAGAAAGUUUUCGUAAUUUCACAAAUUCUCGUUAAAUCAGGAAAAUCCAAAAUUUGUGAUGAUCUUACUGGUAUAUAUAUUUUCGGACACCAGGAAAGUAGUAGGGAAGAGGCGUUUAGUUAUCCAGACUUUUCCAGUCGAGUAGGAAUAUUCUACAUUAAGUCCUGGGCAGCUGAAAUGACAUGUAAGAAGGCACACAAAAUUAAACACAAAUGUGCUUUAUUAAAUGUAACUGGACGACAAUACGCCAUAUCCCUCCUCCACUAGAAAAUAACGUAAAAAUUGUUCGCAUUGUGAAAUGCAGUUUUUUUUUGGUAAGAGGGUAUAUGAAUGAGGGUAUAUGUUUUAGUUGAACUCGUGAUUAAAAUUGUGGAAGAAACAAACAAUUUUAUGUUUUAAAUCAACAAUCGACAUGAAAAUCCGAUCAUCGAGGUCGUUAGAAAAUUUCAAUAGUGGAGUCGUUACAUGCAAGUGGGACAUAAAUCGGUUAGAUCUGGCGUCCGUGUACAUAACCUUUCAUAAUUGCUCGUAUCAUCCGUUUAUCGGGCUUUUUGUCUCAAAUUCGGAUUUCACCAACUAAGUUGACGGUAAAUUACAAGAAGUGAGAAUUUAAUGUGAAUUAAAUGUGUGUUAAGUGUUUGACAGAUAUUUGUGAUAUAAUCGUUUUGAAGGAAUAGUGGCGCUAAAAAAGAAGCAUCAGUGGGGUGAUGACAAAAAACCGUUCAAAACACAUGGAAAUAGAAACGCAAUUUUUUCUGUUAAAUAAUAAGCUAUAUGCAUCAUUCUGCAAAGUUAUCAGUUUAUAUGAAACUACUCGAAAACACCAGGUUCAAUUGUACGAAUCGUGAUUUUUUUUCAUAACCUAAAAUGUCGGAAACCUCACAUCCAUCUCGCGAUCCAAAAAAUCUCAGCGAACCAUUCGCAGUCAUCGAAUUUCUCGAGAAAAACGAAAAAGGGCUACCAUGCAUUGAUUUGGUGCCGAAAAAAUGGUUUAAUAGUGCAGAAGAAGACACCUGUAAAUUCCCACCGACAACUGAAUAUCAUCUACUUGACGACUACUUGGAAAAAUUGCACUCGCCCAAGGACUCUUGGCAAAGUUAUCCAUUUUGCUUCAUCACCGGAGCAGCUGAUUUGGAUCAGGGUCGCAGAAGAUUAAAAAAGGCCCAAGUAACUCUCAACUGUGAGACAACCGAUGGUGAAAAUGAUCGAAAGGGGGGGAGGUCCGAAACUUCCUCGAAAGCAAAAAUUUCAGCAAAACCCUUAACUGCAUCAAAGUCUCAACUAAACAACAUCUUUAGUACUAAAAUCCCGAUUCCACCUAGAAAUCAAACUCCAAAGUCUGGUAUACAAGCAAAACCAAAGACAAGAUUUCAAAGCAUUUACCAGAGUGGAUCUGACUCUGAAGACGAAAAUCAUGAUUGUCUUAUAGCUAAUCCUGAGGAGAUUCGAGCCUCAAAGGCUCAAAAUAAUUCUGGCUUUUUGCAAAUGUCGAGUAAAUCGCGAUCUGUACCAACAGGUGCAUGUUUAUCAUUUAAACAGCGGUCAAGGAAGAAUAUUACUUUGCUUAAAGACGUCGAAACUGAUGAAUCUGAGAGCAAUGAUUCCUCCGAUGGAAUUCUGCAGUCACCUACAAAAUCGAUGGACUCAGCGAGAAAUACAAGAAAAGAACUUCAUUUGACACCUCCUUCACCACUAGUCCAUAACGCUUCAGGUAACCGAAAAAGGCGUGCAUCGUCUACUACACGCGCUGAAGACGGAUUGAAUUCGAUUGUGAGCCCAGGAACUCCAAAAACUUCACGAUCAAUGAUGGUACCCCCUGCUAAGAUGCCAAAAAUGCUGGGACCACAAAACCAGUUGUCAUCUAGUCAUUAUGCUGAUAAUGAACGUCGAAUCCUGAACUCCCUUCGAGAUUACUUUGAUCAGCAAUUAGAUGAAAAGCUCGAAAAUUUAAGACGCAGGAUGGCUUACGAUUUAAAGCAGUCUAUGAAUGAGCUCAAGACCACAAUCAUUGGCACUAAUCUAGCCCCAGCUUCUGGUCCUAGCUUGCUUGAAAUACAGAAGCAGAUGUCUACGCCACUACUAUUUGAAAUGGAUGAUAAGUUCCAGGAAUACGAAGCGAUAUUGACAACGGACCCAAAUCUCGUAGAAACACUGCGAUUAUUCAUGAGAGUUUUGAUAAGCAAUAAAAAAGAGAUGAAAAUAUGUGUUUCCACUAUCCUAUCUGCGGUUCUGAGGAAGACAGUGUCACUGCACUAUUCUGGUUACGGAAAGGAAGCUGGCGGAAAGAAAAAGAAAAAUUUUUAUAACACUACAGUAUGCAAAGUACUGAUUGAUGUGAUAAUUGAGGUAAUAGGAUCCAGCACUGAUGAGAAGAAGAUAAUGUCAGAAGUAAGUACUUGGUUGUCACGUUCUGGCGAUCGAGAGGGUGGGCGUAAGGAACGACAACGCGGGUCAAGUCAUCAUAACGAGAAUAAUUCAGUUUGUUCCUUUGAUACCAAUCGAUAAUACUUCAUUUUUCCGGGAUAAAUGGAAUUGUAAAAUCACUGUGUUAAUAUGACUCCAUUAGUUCAUUUUCGUAAUUGUAUUAGUUGUGAUAUUCUUGAUAAAAGGUACGAUUAAUAGGAAAAGUUUAUAUUAUCAAUAUAUUUUUAUCGCGAGGCGUUUCAUUGGGCAGAAUAUAUAUUAAUAUAUGAAUAUUGUUUAGUAUUCGGCUGUCAUUGAAGUAUUAAUUAUAUUUAUUAUAUUUCUCCUGGCGAGGUCGGAAAUCCAGAAGAUGGAAAUAACAAUUGGAAAAUGUGAUGUAUCUUAGCAUAAUAAAGUAUUUUCUAUGUCAUUUCCUCAUAAGUUAGAUCACGGGAAUAAAUAUCCGUUGUUGGUUCAGGGAUUAAAUAUUAUGUCCAAAAGUUUAAAGGGAAAAAUAAUAAGUGGAUUUUUAAUUUUUAAGAAAAAUUCUAAUGAAAGUAAUUUCAGCCAUUGAGAGCUGUUUUCAGUAUUUGGUGAUUCAAGUCAAAUAAUAUUUAUAAGGUUGAAGUUUCACAAUCGGACUGCGUCCAUAUUCCCCAAAGAUUUCAAAUUUAAGGGUUGAAAUUAAUUAGUUAUAUGUAAUCCUAUCCAAGACUUUUUUAUAUUUCUAAGUUUGUUUGAAAGAGUGAAUAUAAUAAGCAAUAUUAUAUAGAACUAGCACACAAUCAAUGCAACUAAAUAUCAUUCUGUGUUCCGGAGUUGCAGAUGGAGAAGACAUUAUUGUAAAAAAAGGACGUCUUUCCGAGAUGAAAAAAUAAUUCUUAUCAGGAUAAUUCGUAUCAGCAAUUGUCUAUGGAUAUAAGAAUUAAUUCUUAUCAUCCAUAGCGGAAUAAAUUAUCCAUAAUAUUGCUAUUAUAAUGACUGUUUUCAUGCUUGAAUUGAAGCACGAUAAUUUAUCAAUUCUAAACUACUAAUUUAAAAAAUAACAUUGGUGCGUUAUUUUGUUGGAUAUUUUGUUAAUACAAUCUUCGAAUUCUGAAGACUGACUGCUAAUAUUAUUAGAUUGUAAGAGAGAGUUUAUUAAGACUUAAUAUGGUAUGUCGUAUUAAAUUUCGGAUUCAAAUGAUCUACGUAGAUUAUUUAUUUUAAAAGCGGAUGAAAAUAAUCCACAAAAGAUUUUUCUACAAUUUAUACCUGCAAUCAUUUUUUUGAGUUUUCAUAUUCUGUUCGCGGAAAAAUCUCAUAGUUGUGAUUAUCUUUCAUGAAAAUUGGAGAUACAAACACUGCAUAUCUUUAACUGUUCAACCAAAAUCGGAUGAAAACAUGUACUAUGUCGAUAGGAGGAAAAAAGUUUUUGAUUGGCUGAGUUUUUUUGUCAAUAGAUUUAAUAAAUUUAAAUAUAAGUUUUGUCACAUAAUAAAACUGUUUUCUGUAUAAUGUUGAAGGUAAUAAAUACAUGUCUGCUUAUCAGAUAUACCGUUCAUAUAUUUAUUGGUGAUUCUGAACCCAAUACAGGCAACGGUUGGAGCCUGGCCACAGCUCUGGUCGUAAAUCUGGGCCAAUUUCGGGCCGAAUGGUCAGCCCAGAAUGCGGCCAAAGUUCGGCAAUAGGUCUGGGCCAAUUUCGGGCCGAAUGGUAAGCCCAGAGUGCGGCCAAAGUUCGGCAACAGGCCUGGGCCAAUUUCGGGCCGAAUGGUAAGCCCAGAGUGCGGCCAAAGUACGGCGACCGAAGUCUGGCCAAAGUUCGGUCCCAGGCCUGGCCCCGUGUUAUCAUCCCAGGGUCUAGCCAAGUUCGGCGCGAGUUUGGCUGGAGCCCGGGUGCCGAGCUACGGCAGCUCGGCGGCCGUGCUUGUACCAAGGUUGGCCCAUUCGU
Molecule: messenger RNA, 4906 nt
Organism: Diachasmimorpha longicaudata
Lineage: Eukaryota; Metazoa; Arthropoda; Insecta; Hymenoptera; Braconidae
Exons: 6
Coding region: 1439-3076 (545 amino acids)
Source: RefSeq, a predicted model, not a curated record